This is a messenger RNA of Lynx canadensis (Canada lynx), 2758 nucleotides long. RefSeq names its product piezo-type mechanosensitive ion channel component 2-like. Gene Ontology annotation, biological process: detection of mechanical stimulus; cellular response to mechanical stimulus; regulation of membrane potential. Gene Ontology annotation, molecular function: mechanosensitive monoatomic ion channel activity; monoatomic cation channel activity. Bases 221 to 1429 code for a protein of 402 amino acids. NCBI's taxonomy places the organism in Eukaryota, Metazoa, Chordata, Mammalia, Carnivora, Felidae. The transcript has 10 exons. Gene Ontology annotation, cellular component: plasma membrane. The record is from RefSeq and is a predicted model, not a curated record.
CUUGCCUGGUGUGACUGAGAGGAAAUUCAGCCAGAACCUGGUUGCUCAGCUUUGGUACUUUGUGAAAUGUGUUUACUUUGGGUUGUCUGCCUACCAAAUCCGUUGUGGCUACCCAACGCGAGUCCUUGGAAACUUCCUCACCAAGAGCUACAAUUAUGUCAACCUCUUCUUGUUUCAAGGGUUCCGCCUCGUUCCCUUUCUGACUGAGCUGAGGGCUGUGAUGGACUGGGUGUGGACAGACACGACCUUGAGCCUCUCCAGCUGGAUCUGUGUGGAGGACAUCUACGCUCACAUAUUCAUCCUGAAGUGUUGGCGGGAGUCUGAAAAAAGAUACCCGCAGCCCCGGGGGCAGAAGAAGAAGAAAGUGGUGAAGUAUGGCAUGGGAGGCAUGAUCAUCGUUCUGCUCAUCUGCAUCGUCUGGUUUCCCCUUCUCUUCAUGUCCUUGAUCAAAUCUGUGGCGGGGGUCAUCAACCAGCCCCUGGACGUCUCGGUCACAAUCACCCUGGGAGGGUACCAGCCUAUUUUCACAAUGAGUGCACAGCAAAGCCAGUUGAAAGUUAUGGAUCAGCCCAAGUUUAAUAAAUUUAUGAAAGCUUUUUCUAGGGACACUGGUGCUAUGCAAUUUCUGGAAAAUUAUGAAAAAGAAGACAUAACUGUAGCAGAACUGGAAGGAAACUCAAAUUCUUUGUGGACCAUCAGCCCUCCCAGUAAGCAGAAAAUGAUAAGCGAACUCAUGGACCCCAAUAGUAGCUUCUCUGUUGUUUUUUCAUGGAGUAUUCAGAGAAACAUGAGUUUGGGUGCAAAGGCAGAAAUUGCAACCGAUAAGCUUUCUUUUCCUCUUAAAAAUACCACACGAGAACAUAUAGCUAAAAUGAUAGCCGGCAACAACACGGAAAGUUCAAGAACACCGGUGACUAUAGAAAAGAUCUACCCAUAUUACGUGAAAGCACCUAGUGAUUCGAAUUCGAAACCUAUAAAGCAACUUUUGUCUGAAAAUAACUUCAUGAAUAUCACCAUCAUUUUGUCCAGAGACAAUACAACUAAAUCUAACAGUGAGUGGUGGGUUCUCAACCUGACUGGAAACAGAAUAUACAAUCAGCACGCUCAGGCCUUGGAACUGGUGGUCUUCAAUGACAAAGUCAGCCCGCCCAGUCUGGGGUUCCUGGCUGGCUAUGGUAUCAUGGGAUUGUAUGCUUCGGUUGUCCUUGUGAUUGGGAAGUUUGUCCGUGAAUUCUUCAGUGGGAUUUCUCACUCCAUCAUGUUUGAAGAGCUUCCAAAUGUGGACCGAAUUCUGAAGUUGUGCACAGAUAUUUUUUUAGUUCGAGAGACAGGGGAACUGGAACUCGAGGAAGAUCUCUAUGCCAAAUUAAUAUUCCUGUACCGCUCACCAGAAACCAUGAUCAAAUGGACUAGAGAAAAAACAAAUUGAUGCUUUAAGACACAGACUGCAGAUCAAAUUAACAUUUGAAUUUUAAAAAAAGCACAAUAUCCUCAUAAGAGCUAAGCAUUUCUAGUUGGAUGGAAAUGGUUUCUCUUCUGACAGGUGGUCAAAAGGAGCUGACUUCCUUCUGCAGUCUAAGCUACCUUGUAAAUGAAGGCGCUGUUGAAAAUGUUAUUUGUAACUCCAUUUCUCCAAAAUCAGGGCUAUUUGUUUUAUGAUAUAGUCAACAGUGUCUUGCAUUCUGAUUGACGAUGCAAAGGAAUCAUUUAUGGGUCUCCUCCCUCAGAGAAACAGGAGAGAAGAAGGGAAAAGGACAGUUGCCCAUGGUUUUCUGUGCGGAGCCCGCACACUUCCUGAAGAGAUGCUCUAGUUCAGUAGGCCGCACCCUGUUGCCAACGGGGAAGCUGCUGUGGGGAGAACAGAUGGGCCUCAGCACGCCCCGAAAAUAUGCAACAGCAUUAGGGGCUGAAACUCCUGAAGAGAUUUCUGGGGCAGGGGCGGGGGGGGAACAAGAGAGGGAGCCAAAGACCCAUGAAGAUACCAGUGGACGAACGAGCCUCAUUCUAAGCAAAAAGUUAACAUUAGUGACACUCUUACUGCCUUAUCUUAACUGAAGACUAGUAAAAAAAAAAAAAAAAAAAAAAAAAAAAAAUCUUUCCAUUAAACACCAGUGACUUCUCAGGAAAAAAGAAAAAAAAGCAGCAAAACAAAAAUGGGGACACCGGUUUUGUCGAGGCCCAGCAAAUGACUCGCUUCAGUGGCGGCUGUUAUGCUCCAGAGUUCGGCUCCUCCUCAGACACAGGCUCCAGGCAGAAGGAUGAAAAUGGCGCCCAGCUGGGUGUGGAAAUCUCUGACUCUGUAACUCUUUCCCAACUGAGGUCAUGAACGCCCUUCUACCUUUUUCCCCAUCCCUCAACACGCUUUUUCCCAUUUCGAUGAUUUAAGGCAAUGGUUUUUUCCAGUAUGUGACAUUUUCCUUCCUGUUUUUCAGGUAUAUCGAAGAGUUUACAUAUUCCAAUUCACAUUUUUACAUCUGAGACGGGUUUUUUAAGUUCAUAGUUAUGGAAGAAAUAUGUAUAUUGAGCUUGGGGAAAUAAAAAAAAAACGGCCUUUUCUUAAAUUAUUAUUAUUGGUAAUACAACCUCUUCAUUAAAUAACAAUGUAGCAUGAAAAUUUAUGACUGAAAUGUAGUUUUCAUUCUGUAUUAAAAUACAGUUUCUGAGGAGUCAUUAAAUGGACUAGAACAUGUCCAAAAAAAUGAUCCUAUGUAGUCUGGGUUCAGGACUGACUUAAAAUAAAGCACAUCUUGCAAAGCCA